Messenger RNA from Castor canadensis (American beaver), 4804 nucleotides. RefSeq names its product ubiquitin specific peptidase 37 (gene Usp37). NCBI's taxonomy places the organism in Eukaryota, Metazoa, Chordata, Mammalia, Rodentia, Castoridae. Gene Ontology annotation, cellular component: nucleus; cytosol. Gene Ontology annotation, molecular function: cysteine-type deubiquitinase activity. Gene Ontology annotation, biological process: G1/S transition of mitotic cell cycle; protein deubiquitination. The record is from RefSeq and is a predicted model, not a curated record.
AUUCUCCAACUUGGGAAAUACAUGCUAUAUGAAUGCUAUUUUACAGUCUCUGUUUUCACUCCAGUCAUUUGCAAAUGACUUGCUUAAGCAGGGUAUCCCAUGGAAGAAAAUUCCACUUAAUGCACUUAUCAGACGGUUUGCACACUUACUUGUUAAAAAAGAUAUCUGUAAUUCAGAGACCAAAAAAGAAUUACUUAAGAAGGUUAAAAAUGCCAUUUCAGCUACAGCAGAGAGAUUCUCUGGUUAUAUGCAGAAUGAUGCUCAUGAAUUUUUAAGUCAGUGCCUAGACCAACUGAAAGAAGAUAUGGAAAAAUUAAAUAAAACGUGGAAGUCUGAACCUGUUUUUGGAGAAGAAAAUUCACCAGAUAUUUCAGCUACCAGAGUAUACACUUGCCCUGUUAUUACUAACUUGGAGUUUGAGGUUCAGCACUCCAUCAUUUGUAAAGCAUGUGGAGAAACUAUUCCCAAAAGAGAACAGUUUAAUGAUCUCUCCAUUGACCUUCCCCGUAGGAAAAAACCACUCCCUCCUCGCUCAAUUCAAGAUUCUCUUGAUCUUUUCUUUAGGGCAGAAGAACUUGAGUAUUGUUGUGAAAAGUGUGGUGGAAAAUGUGCUCUUGUCAGGCACAAGUUUAACAGACUUCCCAGGAUCCUCAUUCUUCAUUUGAAACGAUACAGCUUCAAUGUGGCUCUCUCACUUAACAACAAGAUUGGACAGCAAGUCAUCAUUCCAAGAUACCUAACCCUGUCAUCUCAUUGCACUGAAAAUACAAAACCACCUUUUACUCUUGGUUGGAGUGCACAUAUGGCAGUUUCUAGACCAUUGAAAGCCUCUCAAAUGGUGAAUUCCUGCCUCACCAGCCCUUCUACACCUUCAAAGAAAUUCACCUUCAAAUCCAAGAGCUCCUUGGCUUUGUGCCUUGAUUCAGACAGUGAAGAUGAACUAAAACGCUCUGUGGCCCUUGGCCAGAGGCUUUGUGAAAUAUCAGGCAAUGAACAGCAACAGGAAGAUCUGGAAAAAGAUUCAAAAUCAUGCAGAACAGAGUCUGAUAAAUCAGAAUCCGAAAACUCAGGAUUUGACAAAAUGAGUGAAGAAGAGCUACUAGCAGCUGUCUUAGAGAUCAGUAAGAGAGAAGCUUCACCUACACUCAGUCAUGAAGAUGAUGACAAACCAACCAGCAGCCCAGACACUGGAUUUGCAGAAGAUGAUGUUCAAGAAAUGCCUGAGAAUCCAGACACUGUGGAGACUGAGAAGCCCAAAACGUUCAUAGAGCCAGAUCCUGCUAGUUUUACUGAGAUAACAAAAGACUGUGAUGAAAAUAAAGAAAACAAAACUCCAGAAGGAUCUCAGGGAGAGGUUGAUUGGCUCCAGCAGUAUGAUAUGGAGCGUGAAAGGGAAGAACAAGAGCUUCAGCAAGCAUUGGCUCAGAGCCUUCAAGAGCAAGAGGCUUGGGAACAGAAAGAAGAUGAUGACCUCAAAAGAGCUACAGAGUUAAGUCUUCAAGAGUUUAACAACUCUUUUCUGGAUGCACUGGGCUCAGAUGAGGAUUCUGGAAAUGAGGAUGUUUUUGAUAUGGAGUACACAGAAGCGGAAGCCGAGGAACUAAAAAGAAAUGCCGAGACAGGAAAUCUCCCUCAUUCCUAUCGGCUCAUCAGUGUUGUCAGUCACAUUGGUAGCACCUCUUCUUCAGGCCAUUACAUUAGUGAUGUGUAUGACAUUAAGAAGCAGGCAUGGUUUACGUACAAUGACCUGGAGGUAUCCAAAAUCCAAGAGGCUGCUGUGCAGAGUGAUCGAGAUCGGAGUGGUUACAUCUUCUUUUACAUGCACAAGGAGAUCUUUGAUGAGCUGUUGGAAACAGAAAAGAACUCUCAGGCACUCAGCAUGGAAGUGGGGAAGACUGCUCGUCAGGCCUCAUGAAGAGCAAACUCUGGGUUGGCAGUGUAUACUGCAUUUUCUCUCUCAUUGCCACCCACCUCACCUUUCCUUUGCCAGAAGAGAAUUUGGAAUUCUUUUUGACGCAGGAGCAACAGACAGCUCAGGGCCAAACCAAAAGACAAAAUUGCAGUUAUGCAAAAUGCUCCUCCAUGCUAUUUUAUGGAAACUUUGGUCUCAUCUGUAGCUGAUUAUCCUCUUUUUCUCCUACAAGAGCAGCGCUUCCUUUUGUCUUAUAAGUACAUGUUGUAAAUAUAUAUAUAUGUGUACAUACACACACACACAUACACACUUAUAUAUGUGGAAUGAAUGGAGCCUUAAAGAGUUAGGAUGAGCCACAAAAACAUGCCUGUUCGCCACAAUAGCACAGCAGUUUGAGGGAGAAAUGAAAGUGGUGCCAGAGAGUUCAUUCACCUGAGAAAUGUGCAAAGAUACACAUAUCUGUUGGCUUUUAGCUUUUGUGUUCCUUGAGUAGUUUCACUCAAGUCUGUGACCUUUUCUUUUGUUUCUUCAGUAAAGUUCACUAGAAAGCCAGCUCUCCAUAUUACACUAAUGACAGUUUGUUCUUGCAAGAGGCAUUUCUGUCACCUGAUGAGAUUUUUUUCUUUUUCUUAAUUUCAUGAAUCUGUCAUGCCUUUGCUGUUUACAUGCAGUUCCCAAGAAGUAGAUUGUUGAUGCUUUGGAAUGUGUUGUGGUCCCAUGUUCUAUAAUAUCCAUUGUACACUUCACAUUUUGUCUAAAGAGAUUUCUUUACACAAUUUGUUCAUUGUACUCAUCUAUAUUAUUGUGAUCAUGAAGACAGAACUUAUAUUUUCUUCUGUAUCAUUCUUUGAUGGAGCAGGCAUAACCCUAAUGGGUUGUGACCAAAUUUUAAAAGGUGGAAAACUAAUACUGCUCCAACGGGGACUCACCAGUACGGGAUACUUAGGAUAAGGAAGAUGCUAGCAUCUUCUGGGCCACUAAAGCUAAAAGCACUGUCCUGAGGGUGAAGUUAAGUUCAUGAGCUGUAGGACAAGACUUGAGUGUUUAAUCAUUUAUUGUCUGGCUUUGCCUUAUAGCAGGGUGAGAAUUUAAAUGUGAUUGGUUUAGGUAAUCCCAAGAACUAACAAAUAACAAAGGUGCACAGUAUACUUACGUACUUUUCAGGUGCUCUGAGUUGAGGCUGAGUGGGAUUGCAAUAUCAAGUGCUCCUUAGCCAACAUAACCAUCUGGGUUAAGCAGCUUAUGAAACCAUAUAGAGUGAAUUUGAAGACUUCUUCGAGCUCAGAUGUCAUUAGGAGCAUACAGAGUUUAAGUAUAGCAAAGUGAAACCUUCCAUUGUUUUCUUUCCUGUUUUUUCUUGCUUUUAUUAGAAAUGAGAGGAUUACUCUAGUUCUGAAGUGGGGAUGAAACCAUAUCAGGUUUUAAGAGGAAAGAAACAGUAAAAUCCAUCAUCACUGAAGAUGCAACACUUUUUCUGGAUGUUUGCUUUCAGAGAGCUCCAGCCCCAUUCUUGGAACCUGGGUGUGUUCUGACAUAGUCACCUAUUCUGAACUUUUGGAUCUUUGAAUCAUAAAUGGCUUCAGCACUUUUGUUUACUGAUAAAUGCUUUGCCUCCUAUCAUCUUCCAGCACACAUUACUGUAGUGAAUGUUCCACGAGGGUACUAGUGGUAAAAUACACAGGAGUAGUCUAGAAUGUAGGAAAAUACUUGUUUUAAAAACUAACAUUUAAAAUUUUGUUUUAUUUCUUCCAGGAGACUCAUUUUGCUUGAAAACAACUGGUUUUCUCACAAAUGAGUAAAGUGGUGAUCAAAUUACUUAGGUAGUUAUUCUCUUCCUGUUUCUUUUUGAGAGCUUUGAGCUUUUUAAAAUGAUUGGAAACAAUUUGAAGUGAGGUCUGCAUUAAGACAUAGAGAAAAAUAGAAAUAAUGCCAUAAGCCCAGAUUGCCUUGUGAAAUAGCCUCAUUUGAAUUGCUUUCAUCGCUUGCAUGUGUGUGUGAGGCUUAGAAGUAUACUUGGAGAAGAAACCUGAUUUGGUUUGACCUUCAUGUCUUGGGCAGGACUUGUUAUUUGAAAAUAGGUGACUAGAGUAUAUGAGUUAUCUUGCUGCUCAUACUUGCAAAUGUGGAGCUUGAAUUUUACUAUCUGUCCAUCUUUGUGGCCUUGUCAGCCUUCCCCUUCUCCCUUCACUCCUUUAACUUACUCAUUUGACUGCAAAUGGAGAUUUCAGCUAGACUAUGUUGAUGGAGUGGUUGUUGUUUUGAGCUGGCUGUGUAUAUUUUUAAAUUAUAAAUAAAUAAUAUAUAUUUUUUUCUUUUUUUGCACAGAGUGAUCAGUUUGCCUAGAGUUGGGGGAUGGGCAGUUAGCAUGUUGGGGGCCAGGAAGGGACAAAUUAGAUAGGGACAAGAGUGCUUCAGUUCCAGGCAGUCUGCAUAAUAAGUAAGUAACCCUCUAUUCAAAUAGGACUAAGUAUGUGGUUAUAUUACUUUAUAAAUGACAUUGAAUUGGAACUUGAUAGCAAUUAGUUCUAGAAUGUAAGCUUUUGAUCUUAGUUGAAAUUUUUCAGAAGGGAAGAAUAAACUAAACCAUGCUGAUUUUUGUUCUCUAUUAUUGUGGAGGUUGGAAAGCUGCAUGUGGCUAGAUGCUGUUACCCUUUUAGUAGCCAAGACUACUUUAGGCCUAUGAGAAGAUAAGACUCUUGUUUCGUAGGGAUAUAUGUGUGUAUACACACUCAUAAGUUUUGUCUCAGAAGGACAGGCCAGGAAGCAAAUCCAUGAAUUGGCCAUCUGUUUAUUUUGAUUCCAAAACUUGUUUGUUUACUUGCUAUGGUCUUUUAAUUCCAGGCCUAACUUAAAUGGCUUGGUAGCAACAGCAAAUGUAAAUGUGUUUACAUU